Messenger RNA from Grammomys surdaster, 1734 nucleotides. RefSeq names its product eukaryotic translation initiation factor 4E transporter-like. The transcript is spliced from 2 exons. The annotation marks the transcript as partial. Gene Ontology annotation, cellular component: nucleus; cytoplasm. Gene Ontology annotation, biological process: negative regulation of translation. Gene Ontology annotation, molecular function: mRNA binding. Lineage: Eukaryota; Metazoa; Chordata; Mammalia; Rodentia; Muridae. The record is from RefSeq and is a predicted model, not a curated record.
GAGCCAGAAUCAGAUCGACCUUCUCUGGUGCGCAGAAUAGCAGAUCCACGAGAGCGAGUGAAAGAGGAUGACUUAGAUGUUGUUCUCAGCCCACAGAGACGAAGCUUUGGAGGUGGCUGCCAUGUGACAGCUGCUGUUAGCUCCAGACGCUCUGGCAGUCCAUUGGAGAAAGACAGUGAUGGGCUUCGCCUGCUUGGUGGACGAAGGAUUGGUAGUGGAAGGAUAAUUUCUGCCCGAGCCUUUGAGAAGGAUCAUCGUCUUAGUGAUAAGGACCUGCGCGACUUGAGAGACCGAGACAGAGAGAGAGACUACAAGGACAAGCGGUUCAGGAGGGAGUUUGGAGAUAGUAAACGUGUCUUUGGUGAGCGUAGACGAAAUGAUUCAUAUACUGAGGAAGAACCAGAAUGGUUUUCAGCUGGACCCACCAGUCAGUCUGAAACCAUAGAGCUGACUGGCUUUGAUGAUAAGAUUCUAGAGGAGGAUCACAAAGGUAGAAAAAGAACAAGGUGACGGACUGCCUCUGUGAAGGAAGGCAUAGUGGAGUGCAAUGGAGGGGUGGCUGAAGAGGACGAGGUGGAAGUCAUUCUGGCCCAGGAGCCCUCUGCUGAUCAGGAAGUUCCAAGGGAUGUCGUCCUACCUGAACAGUCCCCAGGAGAAUUUGACUUUAAUGAAUUCUUUAACCUUGAUAAGGUGCCGUGCUUGGCUUCAAUGAUAGAAGAUGUUCUGGGGGAAGGGUCAGUCUCCGCCAGCCGCUUCAGUAGGUGGUUCUCUAACCCAAGCCGGUCAGGGAGCAGAUCCAGCAGCCUUGGAUCCACACCCCAUGAAGAACUUGAGAGACUGGCAGGUUUGGAGCAAGCCGUCCACUCUCCUGGACAGAACUCGGGGAAUUAUUUUGCUCCUAUACCAUCGGAAGACCAUGCUGAAAAUAAAGUGGACAUUUUAGAAAUGCUACAGAAAGCCAAAGUGGAUUUAAAACCUCUUCUUUCUAGCCUUUCUGCAAAUAAAGAAAAACUUAAGGAGAGCUCACAUUCAGGGGUUGUACUUUCAGUCGAAGAGGUAGAAGCAGGGCUGAAGGGCUUGAAGGUGGACCAGCAAAUGAAGAAUUCAACUCCCUUCAUGGCAGAACAUUUAGAGGAAACCCUGAAUGCUGUGACUAGCAAUCGGCAGCUCAAGAAAGAUGGAGAUAUGACUGCAUUUAACAAACUAGUGAACACCAUGAAGGCAAGUGGGACAUUGCCUACCCAGCCCAAAGUCAGUCGUAACCUUGAAAGUCACUUGUUGGCCCCUGCUGAGAUUCCAGGCCAGCCUGUUCCUAAAAACAUCCUUCAGGAACUUCUGGGUCAACCAGUUCAGAGACCUGCUUCUUCCAAUCUUCUCAGUGGCCUUAUGGGGAGCUUGGAACCUACUGCAUCUUUAUUGAGCCAAAGAGCACCCUCUCCUCCAAUGUCACAGGUGUUUCGAACUCAAGCAGCCUCAGCAGACUACCUUCAUCCAAGGAUACCAUCACCAAUUGGUUUCCCAUCAGGACCCCAGCAACUACUUGGAGAUCCAUUCCAAGGCAUGCGCAAGCCCAUGAGUCCUGUCACAGCCCAGAUGAGCCAGCUAGAAUUGCAGCAAGCUGCUUUGGAGGGGCUGGCCCUACCACAUGACCUUGCAAUACAGACCGCACCCUUCUACCAGCCUGGUUUUGGCAAACCACAAGUGGACAGAACCAGAGAUGGGCUCAGAAACAGG